Molecule: messenger RNA, 3704 nt
Organism: Anopheles coustani
Lineage: Eukaryota; Metazoa; Arthropoda; Insecta; Diptera; Culicidae
Product: glycerophosphocholine phosphodiesterase GPCPD1
Exons: 7
Coding region: 651-2831 (726 amino acids)
Biological process (GO): glycerophospholipid catabolic process
Molecular function (GO): glycerophosphocholine phosphodiesterase activity; starch binding
Source: RefSeq, a predicted model, not a curated record
UCAUUUGUUGUGGACGUACUUAGUCGGAGCUCCACUGCAAGUCCCAGUCAAUUUCUGGGCACCAAAGUGGUGUAUCCCUAAAGUGUGCGUGGCUUGAACCUUUCUAGCCGUUACUGGGUGUGGUGCUGUGUGUAAAGGUAAACGGCACCGAUAAUUGUGCUAAGCCUUGCACAACGUACACCGAGAGCUCUGUCCGAGAUGUGCUGAUUUUUUCACGUUCGUUACAAACACGUCACAUCGCUGGGGCAGUGCGUGUAUUGGAAAAGGGGUCCCCAAUAUCCUCAAGUGUAACUGUGCUCACUGAUUACAACAUUAGUUUCACAUCAGUAUGGUGAACAACUGCUAGCUGAUUCCUUUCUGCCGUAGAAAAUCGUCGUCAUCGAAGUGUGCUGUUUACUAUUUUCGCAGCAGAUGAAAAACAAACCCUAGACCAACGGUUUCACUCGCGAAAUUCUUUUUCUUUUCCGUCAAAGUUGAGCACACAGCACAAAGAAACAAGAGGUACCGCGUUGUGGUUUCUAUCGUAAACAUACUUUCUGACCGUUUGUGUCGUCUGCAAACCCGAGCGCAACAGCCACGUUACAAUAAACAAAAGAUUAUCUAUAAACGUUUUCCAUAUCGCUGAAGAAACCUUCCCCAAAGAGCACAGAAUGCAACGUUGGUGGUUUUUAGAGGAAAAUGGUGAGGCCAAAGAUUCACCUUCUUCGUCGUCGUCCCACGCUAAGCAGCAGGAUCCGACGGGAAAGAAGCAGAAGCAACCAAAACAAGCUGGCGAUCGCCGGCACACUUUUCGCGUCCUGGUCACGUACGAUCUGCUCAAGGAUGAAACCGUUGCCAUCAGUGGCAGUUGCGAAACACUCGGCAGCUGGGAUCCGCAGCAGUGUGUGCAACUUCAUCGGGAAAACGAAGGUGACAACAACAUAUGGUGCUUAGUAUCGGAACUUCCUCGUGAUGUGUCUGUAAAGUAUCGUUACCUGAUCUGCUCAGUCGAUCCAAGCAGCGAAAAUGUGCACGUACGUCGUUUCGAGACGCAUAUCGUGCCCCGGCAGGUUCCGGUGUGCUUGGACGAAGAGGAAACUCUUAGCACCCAGCAGCAGCAGCAGCAGCCAAAGAUCGAUACGCUGGGUGACAUCGAUGGAAAUAUCAAAUUGGACAAGGGUUGGCUGACGAGCGAAACAAUCUUCCAGUUUAAGUUCUUCGACAAUCCUUUUAUGCUGAAAGAGCGCGUCAAGAACCGGCUGUUGUAUGUGAAGAUUACACCGAUGAACUUACGCAUCAAUGCGGAAUCCCAAAACCUGUCAACGCUGCUUGAAGAGUCGCUCUCGAAUGACACGCGCGAGAAUGGCAUCGAGUCGAGCACGGCCUACUCCUUCAUCGAGGUUGCUUCGUUGCACAACCCGAACUCGACGUACGAACAGCAGUCGCAGUUCGGAUGCGCUUACUACAAGGAUGAUUUUCUCUUCUUCAACGUCACUGUUGCCGAACCGGAGAACGUGGCCUACCUGGUCGAUCUGUACACCUACAGCUCUCGCUCGAAGGAAGACGAACCACCGUACCAUCUCGGCUACCAUUACAUUCUACCAAACUUUCUGAAAAAGUCCGAGGGCAUCCUGGAGCUGCCGGUGACGUGCGCUAGCAAGCACCGACCGCUCGGUAUGAUGCGCAUUGAGUACCUGAAGGUAACGCCGCUCCUGCCCACCCGAUGCACUUUGGAGCGGUCCUACAUACGCUACUGGAACAAGCGCUGGACGGGGCUGGACGUAGGCCACCGUGGGUCCGGCACGAGCUUCAAGGCGAGCGAUGGUAACGUGAUCCGCGAGAAUACGAUCGCGUCGCUGAAGAAAGCGGUCGCACACGGGGCAGACAUGGUGGAGUUCGAUGUGCAGCUGAGCAAGGAUCUGGUUCCGGUGAUCUACCAUGAUUUCGACAUCUACGUUUCGCUGAAGCGAAAAACCACGUUCGAGACGAACGACAUGCUGGAGCUGCCGAUGCGCGAACUAACCCUCGAGCAACUCAGGACCCUAAAGGUUUACCAUGUCGUAGAGGGUCGAAACCGGGAGGCUAGAUUCUUCGACGAUGACCUCGUUGAACACCAACCAUUUCCACAGUUGGUGGAGGCACUCAACCAGAUCGAUCCGCACUGUGGCUUCAACAUCGAGGUCAAGUGGUCGCAGAAGCUGAAGAACGGUCGGAUGGAAUCGGAGCUGACGUUCGAUUCGAACCUGUACGUCGACUGCAUACUACGCGUUGUGUUGGAGCACGCCGCCGAUCGGCGGAUCGUGUUCUCGUGCUUCGAUGCGGACAUCUGUACGAUGCUGCGCCUGAAGCAAAACCUCUACCCGGUGAUGUUCCUCACGCUCGGCGUUACCAGCCGGUACCCGAGCUACCACGAUCCACGCUGCAACUCGAUCGAGAUGGCGGUCAGGAAUGCGUGCGCCACGGAGCUACUCGGAAUUGUGGCGCAUACGGAGGAUUUGUUGCGGGAUCAGACUCAAGUAAAUCUGGCCACGGAGAAGGGUCUGAUCAUCUUCUGCUGGGGUGACGACAAUAACUGCAAGGACACGAUCAAGCAUUUAAAAAGCCUGGGCAUCCACGCCAUCAUCUACGAUAAAAUGGACAUUUAUUCAGACAAGGCGGUGAAGGAAAGUGUAUUUCUGGUCGGGGCUCGGGAAUCUCAAGCCGCACUGCUGCAACAGAUCGACAUCGAGAACCGGUACGAGCAAACGAAUCAGCACGAGUUCAUGAACGAAAAGCAAACGGGGCGCAGUCUAGAGGACGCUGCCGCUAUGCCUGCCGGAUCUUCAGCCCUUUCCACUACGCCAUCGAUUUGAGCGUUACUGGUGUCCGGUCGUUACGGAAUUACGCGAUGACGUGAAAAUGAGAUUGGGGAAAUGCUUCCGUUUUUCACGUGUUUUAUGAUACGAUGGAUGGAGGCGCCAGUGUUUUUUUUGUUUUAUUCAAUUUAAAUUUCUAGUAGAUCGGCAGAAUAAAUUAUUGCUGGUGAUAAGGAUUGCGUAUAAGGAAGCUAUUGUAAUAAUAAUUGCGGGUAAAAUAUGGAAAAACGGCAAUAAUAGACCCGUGUGAAAAAAUGGUAUUUCGAAUUUAUUAACUACCAAAUGAUCGAGUGCCGUGUAGUUAUAGAGGCUUAAAAGAAAAACAACAAGAAUAGGACAACAACAAAAUAGGAUCUUUAAACAUUAGGACAAUUUUUUGUUUUGCCGUUUUGAAUAAUCAAUGCAAUGAUCACACUUUGCCUAAAUCACGAUAAUUAUAUAACGCGGGAUCACGAUAUAGAAGAAUUUCUUGGAAUCUAAAAACAUCUAUCGGUUGCAAUGAGAGCUAAAUAUGAGAUAGUAAUUGGGUCUUUAUGCAAUAAUUCCUCUUAAGCCUCAACGCCAGACUACAAUAAAAUAUAAUGGUUCCGUGCAAGCAAAUAUUUACAAUAGAAUGGAUCGUUUACAAAAUAGCAUAUUAAACGCGUUUACCUCUGGCUGAACGGCGAAUUGACCACGCGUCAGUUGUUGAUUGUGAAUUGUUGAGUGUUAGACCUUGUUUUACUCUACUGUUAAAGGUAAAAAAAGAUGGGAUAGAUAUUUUCCACUUUCAAUCAAAUCUUCAAUGAGGCUUCGUUUUUAAAUAUGCUUUACUGUUUUUGUACUGUUUGAUGAAUAAUUUCAUUGACCAAAUAAAUUACAAUACUCACU